AUGAUAAAGCAUUUGAUCCCUGAUUCAAUAGUUGAAAACCAUUUGGAGAAAUAUAUUGAUGAACCAACAACACAACCCUUUACAAUUUUAGCACCAGGGAAUGAUUACUUGGCAAGACCUUCUUCAUCUAUCAUCAAAUUUAAUAAUGCAAUUGUGAUUGAUAAACAUGAACCAGUGGAAAUUGAUAAUUCAAUAAUUUAUAUGAUUUCAGAAGUUGAAAAAUUACCAGUUGACAUUAUGAAAACUAUAAUACAAAACAAACAACUAUCAUCAUUUGUCUUGUCGAUGUCAGCAAGUGAAAAGUUAAAUUCUAUUUUAGAUGCUAAAGGAAUCACUGUGUUUGCACCUAUAAAUAGUGGUUUUACAAAAUUAGGCUUGAUAAAUCAUUAUUUGUUAACUACAAAAGGACAAGCUGAUUUGGAUUUGGUGGUUGGAUAUCAUGUUCUUGAUAAAAUUUUGUAUUUGGAAGAUAUACCUGAAGGUGAAUCAAUACAUCACACAAUUGAGGGUAAUGAACUUAAAAUUAUAAAGCAGGGAACUGAUGUAUACAUUAAAGAUGGCCACAGUGCUACUACUUCUGUUUCAGUUAUUACCAGUGGCAACAAUUUAAUUUCAAAUGGUGUCAUGCAUGUAAUUGAUAAUGUAUUGUUACCACUAUCACUAAUUGUCACAGUGAAAAAGUUGCUUAUAGGAGCUGAUGUAGAUAUUAUGUUUGAACUGAUAAAAGUGGCAAAUCUCACAGAGCUUAUAUUAGACUCAAAUGAGACAUACACUAUUUUGUCACCAACAGAUAAAGCAUUUAUUGAAAUGAAUUUUACAAAAUUGCUUGAUGAUGCUGAAAGAGUAGCACGUUUAUUGCUACUGCAUAUUAUUCCUGGGGAAAUUGAGAAUCUUCGAGAGGGUAAAGAACUUCAAACAUUACUAUCCAAUGAUGCUAAACUUGUGGUUAGAAAAGAUAUUUUCAAUGGUGGUUAUAUGUUGGAGGUGAAAGGACACUGGAGUUUUAUGGAUAAGGCAGGUAUACUAAAUAGUGGUAGAACUAGUAAUAAUGGGACAGUUUAUUUAAUUGAUAAGGUUCUAUUGCCUGAACAUGUAUCAGAAGAACCCAUUGGUAAAGCAUUUCUUGGAUUUGUUAUCGGAUUAUUAUUGUUUAGUUUUGUUAGUAGUUCUGGUGUGUAUGGGUGGGCAUGGAUACUACAUUGGAGAAAUCUUGGGCAUGAACUUAAUCCUUUGUUAUGGUGGAAACGUUGGAGAGAUGGAUAUACGCCAAUUCCUUGA
Messenger RNA from Entrophospora sp. SA101, 1278 nucleotides. The record is from the annotation of a GenBank genome assembly. NCBI's taxonomy places the organism in Eukaryota, Fungi, Glomeromycota, Glomeromycetes, Entrophosporales, Entrophosporaceae.